CUAUCUGCUCUUUCCGUUUCUUUCAGUGAUCGAGUCGCACAUGGCUCAGCAGUGCUUCCACAGUGAAUAUUUUGACAGUCUGCUGCAUGCUUGCAAACCUUGCCACCUUCGAUGUUCCAACCCUCCUGUACCCUGUCAGCCUUACUGCAAUCCAAGCAUGACCAGCUCGAUGAAAGGGAUACAUAUUGUUCUCUGGACCUUCUUGGGCUUGACCUUGACUGUUUCUCUGGCUCUUUUUACACUCACAUUCUUGCUGAGGAAGAUGAACUCUGAAGCACUGAAGGACAAACUUCAAAACCCAGGAUCCGUUCUACCGGACACGGCCAAUUCUGACCUGAUGAAGAGCAGGGCUGAUGACGUAAGGAUUUUUCCCCGAAGCCUGGAGUAUACGGUGGAGGAAUGCACCUGUGAGGACUGUGCCGAGAGCAUCCCGAAGGUUGAUUCUGACCACUUUCCACUUCCAGCCAUGGAGGAGGGCGCAACCAUUCUCGUCACCACGAAAACAAGUGAUUAUGGCAAGAAUAUGUCAACUGCUUCGGGAAGUGUCACAGGGAUGGAGAAGGCAAUUCAUUCUGGAGAAUGAAGCUCUGUGUGGUAUAGAGCCACUCUGAGAGCUGUCAGAGGGAGAGAUGAGGCGUUUCAUGUCUUGAGGAUGUUUAUCAGCUGGGAUAUAGCCUAUUGUCCUUUCAUAAACUCUUUACAGGAGACCCAUUCCCCCAUCUUAUCAUUGGGACUUUAACUGCGGAAGAGUCCUUGGUUUUGAUUGAAGGUUCA
Molecule: messenger RNA, 774 nt
Organism: Microtus ochrogaster (prairie vole)
Lineage: Eukaryota; Metazoa; Chordata; Mammalia; Rodentia; Cricetidae
Gene: Tnfrsf17
Product: TNF receptor superfamily member 17
Biological process (GO): tumor necrosis factor-mediated signaling pathway
Molecular function (GO): signaling receptor activity
Source: RefSeq, a predicted model, not a curated record